AUGAAAGCACUCGUCCUCACCCCAUCCACCCGCGAAGCAGCCGUCCGCGAACUUUCUCGCCCAGUUCCGGGUGUCGGGGAGGUGCUCAUUCGUGUCCACGCUGUGGCUUUAAAUCCGGUUGAUUCGCUUUAUGUCUCCCAUCCGAUCGCCAUUCAGGAAUAUCGUGUUAUUGGCACCGACUUUGCGGGCUUCGUCGUUGGCGCCAGCCCAGAGCUUGCCGGGUCACCCGAUCCGAGGACGAAGUCGGGUGCACGAGUCGCAGGAUUUCUUCAAGGAGCCUGCUCUGUCAAUGAUCGCCCAGGUGCGUUCGCGGAGUACAUCACAGCGCCAUAUGACCUGGUAUGGCAAGUUCCAGAAAAUCUUUCCCUCGAAGCUGCAUCUGCGGUCAGCAUGUGUGGUCUCACUGCUGCCCAAGGCGUCUUUGUCCGUCUCGGGCUUCCAAGCCCCUUCGCGUCGAGUUCUGGUGCGCUCCCCGUUGAGAAUCAGGACACACAUAGCCCCAUCAAUGUCUUCAUUUACGGUUCUUCAACUUCACUGGGCCUCUACGCAGCCCAACUCGUGCGCCUUUCUUUCCUUGCAUCAGGUCGCAAGAUCCGUCUUGUUGGGGCGGCGAGUGCUGCAAAACACGACUUUCUUCGCAAGGCACCGUACUCGUAUGACGCACUUGUGGACUACCGGGACUCAGACUGGCCGGACAAAGUACGGGAAGCAACUGCUGGUGGAGGUGUGGACUACGCCAUUGACUGUAUCUCGGAGGGUGCAACAGUCGAAAAAGUCCACAGCACUUUUGGCCCGCAGGGUCGAUUCGCCGUGUUUCGAAGCCCGGGUGGCGGGGGUUUCGACACCUCUCGCUUGAGGGUGAAGCCUAUUUAUGGUGCUGUAUGGGAAGGACUUGGAGUUGAGAUUGGUUACAAUGGCCAGACUAUUCCUGCCACUCCGGCUGCAAGGGAUUUUGCAACAAAGUUCUUUGCCUUCCUAAGCUCCGGUGCCGAAGAGGGCAAGGUCAACCUGGAGCCAAAUCCCCUGCGCAUCAUGCCGGGUGGGCUGAAGCGAGUGGUGCCUGACGGGUUUACAUUGCUGGGGGGUGAUGGAGUGACGUCGAGAGCGACAACGAGAAGCGAGUUGGAGCAUAUGCGGCCAAUUAGCGCGGAGAAGAUGGUAUAUGUAAUCGAGUAG
This is a messenger RNA of Ilyonectria robusta, 1176 nucleotides long. RefSeq names its product chaperonin 10-like protein. The coding region runs from base 1 to 1176 and encodes 391 amino acids. The record is from RefSeq and is a predicted model, not a curated record. NCBI's taxonomy places the organism in Eukaryota, Fungi, Ascomycota, Sordariomycetes, Hypocreales, Nectriaceae. The transcript has 3 exons. Gene Ontology annotation, molecular function: oxidoreductase activity, acting on NAD(P)H.